CUGAGGCGCUGGCUAUAUUGCAGUACCGUCAUCAAUAUGACGAUUGAUGACCGGACGCCUUCGACGAAUUCCCAUCUUGGGGGUCUUCGUAUGUGUGAAAAUGCUUAGAAUUGAGUUGAUGCCGUAAAGGUGGACCUGGCCCCCGGUGCGUCGAUUUGGUUGCAUGGAAUGUGUUUCGACCGGACUUUAUGUAUCACUUAUGACCUUUGGAGUGCAUCUUCAUCCUUGAAUUCAAAUUUGAAACCUGUAUUGAUGCAAAUUCGUACACCCAUUUCAAUCAUUGCAACCAAACAUUCUGUUCAAGCUUCAAGUUACCAGAUAGAAGUAUCAUGGAUCCCAAGGGCAAAAUUGGCGGACACGAAGGAGUUGUUUCUUUCAACUAUGGCCUCUUUUGGCCUUGGUCUCAACACGUUUGACGCCUCAAAUACAUCCAUUUCACACAGAUCCAACAGGAGAUGCUUCAACUUCAGACAUGAUCAGCGCGCUGCCCUGAUAUACUCGAAUCGGACAAUUGAAGGGGGACCCACACCUGGCGGUACAAGCCCAGAAUUGAUUAACAGCUAUCUCAACCAUAAGAUCACGAGUCAGGUCAACCUCAGAGCCGAUGGGAUGUUACUCGAGUAAGUUAAAUGGUAUCCCUCUGCCUCGCCCCAAAAUUGCAGAGAACACAGAAACGGUGGGAGAAUUGUUUCAAGUCUUUUGCAGUUGUCGGGAAAGGGAGAGACGAAAGAUCAGAGAGGCCAUAGCUGAUGAAUCCGACGACCAAGAG
Guyanagaster necrorhizus is the source of this 769-nucleotide messenger RNA. RefSeq lists its product as uncharacterized. Bases 169 to 624 code for a protein of 151 amino acids. The record is from RefSeq and is a predicted model, not a curated record. The transcript is spliced from 3 exons. NCBI's taxonomy places the organism in Eukaryota, Fungi, Basidiomycota, Agaricomycetes, Agaricales, Physalacriaceae.